AUGUCACGUGGGGGCUUUGGUGAGUCGCGGCCACCUACAUAUGGCUCACAAUCAUCUGGUAUUGUCGGUGUGAGCUACGGUCACCCUUCAUCAAGAUAUCAAUAUGGCGGUAAGAUAUAUUGCUUAUUUCAUCAAGUUAUUGCCAGAGUAACAGGUCAAGUUGCAUUUCAUAUUUCAUCAAGUUGACACAAAAUCAAUCAGAUUCUUCAAGCCACUAACGGUCCCCAACUAUGCACAUGAAAAUGCACAUGAAAAAUAUUCCUUAUUCGAAACAAUGUCACCAUUGGAAUAUUAUGGUAUUCAAUUUCAAAGUGGAAUUUUGAUUCCAGUAAUCAAAUCCAUUUGUGAUUAAUGAAAUUUAGUCCUGAAUAAUAAGUGACACUUACUGAGCAUUUUGACUAUAAUUUAUUCGCCUUAAGUUUGCCAUUUUAUUCACUUCAGGUGGAGAGAGAUUUCAGAACCUUAGUGAUAAUGUCAGCAGUAACAUCUUCCAGAUUAACAGUAACAGUAAGUGUAUUACUAGUUGUGCUAUUGUUAACUGUCAACGAGCAAAGGUUUUACCUAUAUGCACGCUGUUCAAUUUGUUUAGAAAUGUCAUGAAUUACAGUAAUUUAUGAAAAGUAGAUUGAACUUAAUUCAAUUGCAUAAGCGAAAAUUAACUGCGAAAAUUAACUUCAAAAUAGUACAAGCAAGGGGCACAUACACCAACCCAUGCAUGCCCACAGCCAUAUCACACGGGCAGUAGAAGCCAUGGACCAGCUGCUUGGCAAUUAUUGGGACUCACCAGCAUGGUAUAGCUGUCAGGUCAAUGAACGGGAAAAACCCGUGUCUCAAAGACCCUCUACUGCCGCGAGGUGAGUGCAAAGCACUCCUUUAAGCACCAGCUCCACACAACACAUGUGGGAGCUGUUGGCUGGGAACCGCUGGGCAGUUCUCCCACGACGUGUGUGGGGGAGACGGAUCAUGGGUUGGUGUAUGUGUGCCCCUUGCUUUAAGUUUGUCUUUUGAAAAUAGUGAACUAAACUGUUCUACUGCAUAAAGAAUUAAUUUUGAAGUCCCAACUUUAUGUAGCAAAUUUUUUGAGAUAUCGAAGUUCGUGUUUUUGUCUGAAGUUGCACACGUCAUUUUGCAUAAAAUUUAGUGGUCUUGUAAGCCAAUGUAGAAUCCUUGAAAAAUUGCAUUCAAGUCCACGAAUAAUCAGUGUACAGACUUAUAUUUGGUCUCUAAGAUUUAUGGUGCGUCAAUAAAGCCUUCCGACUUAUUUUGCUUCAAAGACAAUCAAUUUUACAACAUUAUUUUUCUUGGCGGCAGGCAAUAAAAAAUUCCAGUGGGCAAAUGCGACAGCUAUUGCAUAUGAUGCAAAUGAAUAUCCACCCGACUAUUGGUUGAAGACGGUAUGAGCACAGGACUCACAAACACGCACAUGGCUUGUGGAUUCUAUGUUCUGUAUCACUUGUUCACUCAAAAACAAUGCAUUCUCUGUUCUGCAUUAUGUCAUGAAAAUUGCCUUAAAUUACUACAUGUUACAUCAAUUUGAGAUCUUUUCUGCCUGAGGAACAAUCGCGCACUGCUCUAUUAGGCUGUAACCUUGCAGCCUCGCAUCUUUGCGAGGCUGCUCAUUGGCAAUUAUAUGAGAAGAAUGCUUAUAAUUAUUUAUCCAAGACAUUUCUCCAUUUGUGAUAGGCCUAAAUCCCCCGGCUUCAUAACCAGCUGCAGUUGACCAAAUUUGGAAGACGUCAACAAAAAUUCAGUAAAAUUGUAACGUCAAUAGUAUAGGCUAUAAUUGCUAGAAAAAAAGGACAACAACUUGGGAACACUGAGGAUGAGGUUGCAUUAGCUCAGUUGUUUUCGUGUGUUGGGGUUAGAUGGUAGAAAGUUUCACACAUGUUACAAGGAAAAAUACCAUUUUUCUCAAAUGAGUGCCCACCCCCAUAUUUAUAUUGCACAUGGCGCUUAUUGGAAGCAGGUGGCUUCCUUUCAAUGAACUGAAACUUUAUUUUGACUAAAUCUAAAAAAAUACAACAUUAUUGACGUAAAUGUUAAGCCUAUACUAAUGUAUUAAUUUUUGGUUGUUAAAACAGUGGAUGGUAAUCAAGUGUAGCAUAGUCCGAUAAACACUUUGCACACAUGUACAUUUAUUGGUAUGCUUGUUUAUAAAAAUUUUGAUUAUCUCACUAUCUGCAUCAAAAUUAAUAUUGAUUCUUUCAUCAAUAAAAGUGGAGUUGAGGUGGGCACUUGUUAGAGCAUGUGUGCUUAUUUGAGGAAAUACAGUAGCCAAACUUCUGCCUUAAAACACAGCAAGGUACUGCACAAGGCAUAUGGACCCAUCAUUCACAUCCACUGUUUUAUGUAUUUUUUAAGUACCCGAUGACCUACAUGUAUUCCCUCUCAAAAAUGACUCAAAAAAUGGAGAAAUUAUUGAAGCUUUCUGAAUAUCAUUCUUUGUGCAAAAAAAGCUGAGAAACAGCAAAUGUUAAAAGGAUAGCCAAGAGGGUUUUACUUGAAUGGUCCCACUGAAGGAUUUUGUGCACAAAUUUAAAUUUUAACUAGACAUAUGUGUCUUGCAAUACCUCACAAAGCUUAGGGAUAAAGACUAAUUUUCAGUGGCAGAAACAAGAAACAAUCGUUGGAAAUAUGUUCUAAACAUCUACUCAUAAAUAAUAGUCGUAUUGAAAUAAAUUGUAAGGACUAAUCCUAAACAAGCAAUGGGACCUCCACUUAAAUUAAAAUAUAAUUUCCUACAAGAUAAACAAGCAAUAGGUAUAAUUUGGCAAAAAUCUCCCUGCAGGUUCUUAUUUAUAGGAAAUGCAACAUGUGGCCCACAGAUUUUGAAUUAAAUCUAAAUUUCCUUUGACUCUUAGCUGCAGCUCUGGAACGGACUCUUAAACAAUUGUCACCAGGAAAAGAUGGCCAGGAAGAAAAGCUGUAAGUCAACUUGUUAAUAUUUAUUCUUAUUCAGAUGGAUGACAAAUUAUGCCCUUGUGGAAUGGAGCCCAUCCAUCAGGAUUGGUACUUGUGUGUCUGCUAUAUAGAGAGUCAAGAUUGGAAAGGACCAAUUCUAGGUGUCUGAUUUUAUGGGAAACAUGUAAGAAUGAGGCUGUUUCUUCCUUAAAAUUAUGCCUUCAUAAAGCCAUCUUAAAAAUUACAGAACUUUAACGUCAGUUUACAGGUCCUCUUAUUUCUAACAUUUUUUGAUUAUUUCCUUACAGCCACAGAAUACAACUAGCAACCAAUGACUUGACAACAAAAACAACUGCAUACUUGAAAGAAAUGAGUUCUUUGUGUGUUGGAAGCAGCCCAAGUGCUGUAAGUUUACAGUGCACAUUAUUUUUUGUUGUUAUCUAUGUGGCCGGAGGGUGCUUAUAAAAUUUUCCAAUUCAAGUGCUUGGCGACAGGGGAGAGGUGCUUAUUUCCUUGUUUUGAUUUCAGCCUCCAACUGAACCAAGUCUGGUUUGAUUGUCUAUGUUACAUACACCUUAAAUGCCCUUUCAUUGUCCUGUAGAGUGAGGGUAUAAGCGUGAUAUAAUCUGCUGAUAUUUGACACCACCCCUGAUGCAGCUUGUCCCAAUCACUUUCCCUGCAUGAUUUUAUACAUCUCAUGUGAUUCAAAUCCAUUCAGGCGAAAGAAGUAGACCUUGCUACUUUGGCGCCUGCUUGGUUGCUGUGUAGUGCGUGACCUCAUUGAAGCCAGCUUCACUCGCUUUUCAAGUACCCAAAGCUCGCUUUGCUCACGUUUAAGAACUUAUGAGAGGUCAACUUGUAGCAAGUCUGAUUGUCCUCUUGUCACUAUGUGCCAGUUGUAAUUUCAAUCGACUUCAAUUUCUAUUAUCACUCACCUCAAAGAAAGGGAUGUUUUCUGACAAUGUGAUGCCUUCAAAUAGGUCAUUCUUGAAACCUGUGUCAAGCACCUGGUUCUCAUUUUUGAGGGCUACGUCUAUCAAUAGCCUUCCCCUUUUAGCACCUGCCACACGGGCUAAUCUAUCAUAAACAGGGGUCUUCAUAUUGUUAACAAUGUCCUCUUUUAAACUGUGUAGUUAUAAUGAUUAUCUCAGGGGUAUAAUUAUUGUUACUUUUACUUACAUCUCCUUUGGUCUUUGGCCUUGGAAGAUGAUACAAACCUCAGCCUUGACAAGAGCUAGAGCUAAGGCUAUAUAUUGGCUGGUAGGGCGACCUGUGUUGACCCAUGGGCAAAGACUAGAUGUCACUUAACCUUGGGGUAUUGAGCAUAUACAAGCGCUGAUGACCCUGCCCUGUAAAACGCCACAUGUUUCAGAAAGCGAAACGACCUUUAGAGUGUCUUCUGCCAUGAAGAGAAAUGAUGAUGAUGAUGAUGAUCUUUUAGUAUUAAAGAAAAUUACAUUCUUUCACUUAUUGUCAUUACCGACUGUACCAUGGUUUUUUUUACUUAUAUAGAGACAACAGCGUGUACAACACGAGCGACUGAAGGGUGAAUUUAGAGAGUCCAUUUCACGUUAUUAUUCAGUGCAAAAUGUAAGUUGCAAUUCUCUUUAAAUCUUCACAAGUCUAAGCGGUGAAUAUUUUUACUUUUUUUUCGGCUGGGGGAGUGAGGAGGGGGCAUAAAUAACUGAGUAAAAUAUAACUAGUUAUUGGCUUUAAUUUAUUGUGUAUUGUGAGGAGGGACGAAUUGUGUUCACUUGUUUAAACAUUCUGGCUACAUGAUUCACGCUUCCUUUGGCUUAGUUUGGAAUGUUACAAACCAUGACCAACAAUACCCCGUUUAUGGGAGCUGUGCCACGAAAUUUAUCAAACUUCAAACGUUGAGAACUGCCGCCAAAUUGAGUGAAAUAUGAACAUGACCUCUCACAACAUUAGAGGAAGGUAUAAAUAACACAAAUAUAAAAGAAGGCCUGGAUGGCGAAACUUUGAAGAGAAUUAAAACGGAUAGGAAUUGUGGCUUUUGAAAACUUUUUAGCCUAACAGUAUUUCAAAGUUCAUUUUGUCAUACCUUUAAUAUAAUACUAGUGCAACACAUUUGUUGGUCACAAGGCUGUUAUUUUGUUACAGGUAGUUUCUUUACUAACGUUGAGUUCCAUAGCGAACGAGGACGCGUAAUGGCCAAUAUUGGAAAAAUUAACCAGACAGUCGUGACACGGCUCCUUAACGUUCUCCCUCUAAAUUGUCCCCUGAUAGCAGCUUGAUGCACCGGGUACAGUGGUAUUCCUUGAAGGUUUGAGUUGGUGUUCCUGUGACACAAAUUCCUUGAUCUUUGAGAAUUGAGAUCAAUAUUUGCGUUGCAUUUUUUGCCCCAAGUGAUAAUAGGAACUUAAGAUUCAAAGAUUUUUCGCGUAUUCUCCAAAAAUCGACGCCCCGGAAUGCUCCAUUGUCUUUCUUUUUUCUUCUUCACCAGAAAGGUUAGCUCUGUUAUCUUUAUUGAAGGAGGUUAAACCCUCUCCCGAUCGAAAAAUGAGAAAAAUUUCUAACGUUUGAUAACUUGUUUCCGCCACUACGGCUAUAACUUGUAGUAAAAUGACGACGGCUAUCACGUUUUCCCGCCAAAAGGACCCUGGUUCACGCGCGAACAAUACUCAGUAUUUAGAAGAUCUCCCUCUUGUAGUCGUUUUCGUCUUAGAAUCUAAAGGUCCCUAUUCUCGCUAAAACUUGUAGUAAAAUUACGACGGCUAUCAAGUUUUCCCACAAAACGCGCGCGAACUAUUUUGUAUUUAGAAAAUCUGGUCCUCGUAGUCGUUCGUCCUCGUCUUAGAAUCUAAAGGUCUCUUUUAAUGUCAAGAUUAUUCUUUGCAGAGAGUUGUUGAAAAGGAAAAGCUACUGGUUGGCUCUACAAGACCUUCGCAGGUAACUUACCUAUGAGCGCUAAACAUUGAUAUAAUGAAGAGAUACUUCUACAAGGAAGAGUGCUGUUUUGCCAUGCCUUACUUCGCUUUGUUUUUUUUUUUUUUUUUUUUUUCCGAUCUACUUUUCGGUCCGUGCGGUUAACAGUAGAGAAGAAAUAUUAAAGAUUAAAGAUUACCCACUGAACGACCCCCCACCAUUUUUGUGUGGUUGGUCAUCAGUACCAGGAUCUUCCUAGCGCAAGCAGUUUACAUAGUGCUAGGAUCUUCGUAGUACUAAGACUUUCCUACCUCUCAGCUGGGAAAAUCCUAGUACAAGGAAGAUCGUAACGCAAGGGACAAGUGCAGCUUUUUGCAUGUAAACUGAAUACAGAGAGGAGAAGUGUGACGUCACAUUACCAUGGUAGCACUAUUUCUGGAUGACAACAAAACCAACGACGAUGGCGACGUCAAGAAGAACGGCAAAAAAUAAUUAUUAUUGUUUAUAUUAACGAACAACAACUUUUCACGUCAAUCACGCUAUAUUGUACAUUUCUUUGCUGUCGUUGCACCACUACGACAUGAAACUUCCUAAUUUCGCGAGCCCGCUUUAUGGACUAGGUGAACACAACACAAAAAUUGUUGCUUUCUUUUUUAAAACUGAGAUAACGAUAGAUACGGUCCCAAAGAAAAUUUCGCCAAGAUUUGCCAAAUUAAAUGAAAUUGAAUAAGAUCGGUGAAGUUUGAAAUAGUGCGAAUAGACUUUCAAGUAACUUCAUCCAAAAAUUUUGCUACCAUGGCAACGUGACGUAACGACUUCUCCUCCAGUAAUCAAAGUCCCGUAAUAACUGUAGCAUAGAAUGGUAAAUUGAACCUCUUUUAAGCGGCUGCGGCCACAUUUUGGCCGUCCCAACGAGGGUUCUUCUAUUGUUAUCACCUGUAUUAAGCGGCCACCAAACGCUUGAUUCACUUAGUUUGGCCUUAUUUCAAGAAUAUGAUGAAGUGAUAUACCGAGUCCGAGAUAGAAGGUGACGACCAAUUGUGGACCAGUAAUGCUGCUCCCGUGUUGUGUUUGUUUCAAAAUAAAGUGAAGCUUCUGCCAAAGGUUAUGCUUAUUUCUGACGAACCUCUAUUCAGCGACCAACCUCCACUUGUCAAUACUCCCGGAGGAGGGUACUCCCUUAUAUAGGCUAUAUAGGUAUGUGCUGCCCCAUCGGGUAUGGUUUUUGAGGGAACUACGGGAGUGUAUGAACGUAUUUAUCGUUUUAAUUCCAAAUGAGUAAGAAAGAAAGAGAAAUAUGCGAAUUCAAAAUGGAUUUGAAGUAUUUUUUUCGUUUGCGCUCUAAUCUGAGUAAUGAUAACAUAAUUUCGGCCUAAAGCCCAGGCCCCAGUUGUUCAAACGUUGGAUUGCGCUAUCCACCGGAUAAAUCACUAUCCAGCGGACAGCGUAAUUGGUUUCCCUAAUACUUAUCCAUUGGAUAGUGAUUUAUCCGGUGGAUAGCGCUAUCCAACGUUUGAACAACUGGGGCCAGGUCUGAAAACGGCUAUGGAGUUAGAGGUCUGGUCUGAAAACGGGUGUGGAAAAUCUGAAAUAGGGUCAGGAUUUGGAGAACCGGGCGGCUCACCCCCACCAAGAAUUUCAAGGAGUACCCCCCCCCCCCGGGUCAAUACCCUGAGGGUGUCGGGCCACUUAAUGGAGGUUCAAGUGUACAGAACACAUAUGGCGUUCAGAGGAUGAUCCACCGACAAGGAUCUUCCUAGUGAUUGGAUCUUCCUCCCUUCAUGUAUACAGUCCCUUAGUAAACAAGACUUGACUGAACCACGUGUUUUACAGUUGAACCAGAACAAGAUGACCUGGUUUAAUUUACAGUUAUUGAAGUCUUGUUAUAUUUGAGAAGUACACUGUAAAUCAUGCUACGCCUCUGUCGUAAUAGAAUUAUAUGCAUGCUUUAUUGACCAAAAGUGAGGUUAAAGCAUGAAGAUUAAGAUUUAUUACUUCGGCUUGGGCAGCGUUUUUAAUAAAUAAACGUUUAUUGUUCGUUGAAUGUUAUGUAGAGACAAGACAGUAGCAGAUUUGAAGACGAUUUUGGAACUGAAAACCGUGGCUUAUUGGAAGAUGAUCGUAGAAGGUACAGUAGUGUAAAACCCUUGGGACGUUUAGGAAACUCCUUUUAGGAUAUUUGAUCUUAAGGCUGCGAAUAUUUGCGGUACCUUAGAUGUUAAUUUUGCUAUUUUGUAAAGAUUGAGUUCAAAGCAGGGCAAAUUUUCGAGUAAGAAUUAAUGCGUGUAUUUCACCGUGCGAAAUGCUUAACUAUCCAGUGGCGGAUCCAGCGUGGGGGGGGGAGGGGGGCGCCCCCCCCCCCCUUAUUUUUAGACCAAACUGAGGCCCGAUGGUCUGGAUCCAGCACUGCUAUCCCUUUUUAUAGUAACUAGGCUGAAAUUAUUGAGCUGGUUUUUACACGCUCCCUGUUCACAAGGCAUAAAAUAAGAUCGGGAUACACCAGACAACAUGUCGCUGCAACGCACACGGCGGCAACAAAUCUCUUUUUGUGUACAGCUCCGCCCUAAGUUUCUGCGACGAGUUGCGCGACACUUGGCAGCGACAAAUUGCUUCGUGUGCACUGGACAAUUUUUGUAGAAAUCUUUCUCUCAGCAACAGAAUUUUGGCGCCGCAACAAGUCGCACAAAUUUAGUCGGAUUUGAGAUUGUGCGACUUGUGCAGCGGCAAAAUUUUCUUGCGGAGACAAAACUUUUCACAAUAAUUCUCCAGUACUGUACACGCGAAGCGAUUUAUCGCUGCGUGCGACGUGAUGUUUCAACUUGUUGCCUAGAGUGUUCCCACCUUAAAUCAUCAUAUCUACAGGCAGGGACAGGAACAGAUGAAUGUGCAGAUCGACAUUGAUGAAUCACUGAUAAGGGAACGGGAAGAUAGAAUAAGACAAAUAGAGGUCAGUCUACUUCAUUCUCUUAAAUAGAAACUUUCCUCCCUGGGUGAAUGUUUUUACUUAGACAUAUCAGUGCGCGCGUUUAUCUAUUUCGAUGUCUAAGAAGAGACGCCCUGAGUACUUCUACCUUCUCUUAAUCCUGAACGUUCACUUUGUAAAAUGUUGAAGCUGAAACAAAUUGUACCUGUUCAAAGUUCUACCAAAGGGGUUUCAUGUGGAUGGUCACACAAAAGAAUUUUAACUACACACUCAAAAGUUAGAGCUGAUAUACAGGACUCCAUCAUACACCAGGCAAUGUUAAUACCGGUUUGAUCGUAUUCGAGGUUAACGUUCUCAGAAAGGUCGCUAGACGACUCUUCUAGUCAGAAAAAAACUGUCGUACCAACAAGGUGGACGUAUUCUGGCCAGUGUGGUCUUUUGGCGGGGAACCCUCAUACUUGCAGAGCCCUUUGCUUUUUCUCGAUCUUCCAUUACGUUUUGCAGCAGAUACAAGCUGCGACAAACUUUAUUCUUCCCCCGAGAAAUUGGAGGUUUUAUCACAGACGUAUUCUAUUUCUAUCUAAGACUGCAAAGAGCCUCUAAACAGCGUUCCUUUUCUAAUAUUCUACAUGUUUGUUUAAGUAGGGUGAUAUCCUUGAUAUCAAUGAGAUAUUCAGAGAUCUAGCGACUAUGGUUUAUGAACAAGGUGAUGUAAUUGGUAAGUCAGAGGUUUCUUGAUCGCAGUAUAUUAUAACGUUUGCGAUAAACAUUCUAAUUUUAUGCCUCAAGCUGACGAGAGUAAUUUUUAAAAAAAGGUUCGGCAGCAACACUUAGUCGUAGAAAGUGAUAAUGUUUCAUUGCUAAAAGAAGUGGGAGGGUGAACAUUCAUCAGCAGAAUGGCACUUUUUUGAAACCUGCCCUCAUUUAGUUUCAUAAUAUUUUAAGAAAGAUUUGUUUCUUGAAAUGAUAUUAUUUUAACUGUUGUUUCUUAUAAUUUUGAGUAACGAUGAUAAUGAUAUUACGUGUACGUACUAUGUAAUCGUCAGUACAGGGUGUCUUAAAAUUUCGUGCCCUCGAAUUUAACUAGUUAGCUUUUGGUUAACUAGCUACUUCCUGUUAAAAAGUUUAGGAAUUUCUUUUCUCAUGUGUACUCUGUCAUUAGAGAGCUUUAGAUUCGAGGACGAACGAGAUUUUCUUAAUACAAAGUAGUGCACGCGCGUGAGCCAGCGUCAUUUUGGCAGGAAAACUUGAUAGCCGUCGUCAUUCUGCAACGGGUUUUAGCGAGAAUAUUUAGAGGGCUUAACCUGCUCAAUAUAAAUAACCGUACUAACUUUUUUGGUGAAAAAAAGUAAAAUGAAACUUUCCGGGGUGGCUUUUUUUUAGAACGGGCAAAAACUUUCAGUUAAAUCUCGUACUUGUAGUUGUUCUCGUUCUUAGCCUGUGCCAGGCGCUCUGAUAGUAUAGUGGGGACGUAUUAAAACGAGCAAAGCGACUUUUCAUGACUCUCUUGGAGCCUGGAACAGGCUCUCUUGUCCUCAAAUCUGAAGCUGUCUAUUGUUAAGAGUUUUGGUUGUCAGUUUGGCUUUUCCGAGUUGCCCCCAGCUCUGUUUCAGAGCAAGGCUAAGUGCGAAGCCAUUGUGAUUGAUAUGAAAAUAAUUUUUUAUUCUCAGGCAAAUAAAACUCAUUUUCACAAAGAAAGGUUUUGCACUUACUCUCGUUUUGAAAGUGAGAGUUUUACGAACUCGGAAAUGGCACACUGAUUACCAAAACAUUUCUAGCUUCCGGGGCAAAAUAAAAAUAUAUAUAUAUAUAUAUAUGAACAUUAUAUACGAACUAGACUUUAACUAUUUCGUAAGAAAACGUUUUUAGUGUUCGGAGAUUAAUAAAACCCGGGAGAUAAGGGAUGUCAUGAGCUUUUGUAACACCCCUGCAUAUACCCAAUGGAAUAGACAUAUAUAUGUAAGGUAAGGAGAAAUAGAAAAUCUUAAGAAAAAUAUCCUCACUUUUGAACAACAUCCUAUCUACCUUUGUAGACGUGGUCAAAUUUCACUAUCACACUUAAAGUUUGAUUGGUUUUAUUUCAGAUUCAAUUGAGGCCAAUGUUGACCAUGCAGCCACCAAUGUAGAAGGUGCCAAUGUUCAAUUAGGCAAAGCAAGCUUAUAUCAGGUGAUAUACCAGUACUUUAAGCAGUAAGCAAGAAGGGUUUUCUCAUCGAAAAAAAAAAUUAAAUUUCGUCAAGGUCAGGGAACAGUCAGGAAAAACUUGGUCUGGUCCUUGGCAAAGUCAAGGAAGUCAGAUAAUUUUAAUUUCAGCUUUCCGCGGGGUUUUGUGUAUACUAUAUCAUCAAUAUUUUUUGUGGUUGAUUGAUUUUGAUCUUCUCCUAAUCCUUUUAAAAUAUUCGGAACUCUAGGAAAAAUCAUUAAGCCGUCGUUAAGAGAUCCGUCGACAAGAGCUACUUUUUCUGACCUGUAAGAAAAAGCGAAAAGUAUUAAUCAUUUUCUCUGGGAAAAUAAUCUAGCGGUCAGUUAAAAGUUUGUGAAAAAUCAGGACGAAUAUUUUUUUCCCGAGUCUAGUAACUUUCUCAAAUUAAGACUAUCACACUUAACAAUCUUUGUAUUCUCUUUUACAGAAAAAGGCCCGAACCAAGAUGUGCAUUUUACUCAUUAUUCUUCUGGUGGUUGCCGGUGUUAUCACCUUAAUUGUUGUUUUAACAAAUAAGUGAUCAUUACAGCACAUUCAUCGUUCAGGGUGUUUGUCCAAAGAACGGUGUCCCAAGUGCCAAUAGUGUCAUAAUCGAACCACUGAAAUCUAGCCUGUUCCAGGAUUUCAGAUCGUAGAGAUGGCGCAAAGAGAUGCGAAUAGAAAAAAACUUCCUCCUUAUUUUUCCCGUUCUCUGACUUCGCGCCACACUCCACUAUCUGAACGCUUAAGCAGGCUAAUUAAAAUUAGUGCGUCGAUAUUCAAAGGAACGUAGAUACACAUGAGCCUACUUCCUUACUUAGCAGGGAGUAAAAAUUUUCCGAAAAAUUCAUUUAAUAGAUGUAGUAUUUUUUGGGUUGUUUCAAUGUGAUGGGUUGAUUGGUUCAGUUUCGACUGGCUCAGUUUCCAUCUGUACUCACGCCUGGGUUGACUUCGCCUGCAGGCUACAGGCAAUCUAAUGCCUGACCUGCGAGCAAGCUCUUCAUCUGAGGAGUCGCGAAAAGUCACGCGAAAGGAGACGCGAGUGCGCCAUAAAGGCGAUGUUACACUGGACGAUUCGCAUCAAAGAUUUUUAGUGUAACAUAGCAUUACAACACUGUUAAGACUUGCCUAGUGCCUAGGCCUCAUUUUUCCUCGCGGCCAAAGCGUUUCGGGUCACGUGGUCCAUGGGAAAAUGUUUCCCGCCCGUUCGCCUCGGAUACGUCACCGAAACGAAUUGACCGAGAGGGACUGGGAAAACGCCGUACAGGGACUAGGCAAUGUUAAGACAUUGUUUUGAAUGGUUGCAAUAUUGUUCCAACAUUGCAACGAUGUCUUGCGCUUGAAAUCGUUCGUUACGACUCGUCUCGUGUAACAUAACCUUUAAGGGAGAGCUUGCUCGCAGGCUAUCUAAUGCCCCAUUCACGCCAACUAGACAUGUCAGUUAAUUAAACUAGAGUAAAAUAGAAAAGAAAAAGAGCGGAAAAUUACAUCACAGGCUUUCACACAGAAUUCAAAUGAACUAUGACAUGUUACAUAAUUGGACUCACUUUUCCAUCAAUAAAAGAACAGUAAGCAAUUUUUUUAAUGAAAACAAAUUUAAACCGCGUUUAACGAAACAGCUCUUUGUACAUGUAUUGCUAUCAAGGUUUAGGUUUUUGUUAGCAGUGCUAGUUUUCUACUUUCAAUUGUGGUCUCCAAUGGCAUCGAUAGCCAAACAAGUUAUACAGUCUAACUGACCUCUCAACCACAGCUAUCUUGGCGGGGCAAAGCGUGCACGGGCCUUCGUAGAGAGGUCAAAACAGCUAGAAGAGGGUCUAUCCGCUGGGACGAAAAAAGGAUGGCGUUGUUAAAAAGAUGGCCGGGAGAAGAGGUUCGACUGUACAUUGAAGUCCGCUAUUCAUCAACGAUGUUUUUCCCCGAAUGAUUCCUCAUCUUAUGCCGUACAUUUUUGACAGUAGUCUCAUAAUAUGGGGGAAAUUUCAUAUCUAAUACGAAAAAUGAUUCAAA
Molecule: messenger RNA, 12902 nt
Organism: Porites lobata
Lineage: Eukaryota; Metazoa; Cnidaria; Anthozoa; Scleractinia; Poritidae
Source: the annotation of a GenBank genome assembly